AUGCCGUACCUACUGCCACGCCUCAUAGACGACAAACCAGAUAUCGAUCCACGAAUCCUAAUAGGAGACGCACCCCUUGAUGCGGCACCAGUCGCACCAGGGUCGGUGACCACACUACCACAACUAUUCCAACACAAAGCAAGAACGCAACCCGAUAGUAUCGCCUAUUCCGUUCAGACAGACAACAGAUUACUCACCAUAACAUACGCGGAAGCAGACGCCAGGGCAUCGUCGCUGGCUACCCGCAUUGCCGCGCUCUCUCAACGGCCUGGAGGUGACAAAGCACCGACAGUGGCCAUCUGGUUGGAAAAAGGUCUCGAACUCAUCCUCGCCAUCCUUUCCUCAACAUACUCGGGUGCUACAUGGCUCCCCCUCGAUCCAGAUGUCCCUGCCGAGCGUGCUGCCGUCUGCGUAGUCGAUGCUUCAGUUUCCUUGAUUAUCAGUGAUGCCGCCCAUGCCGACCAAGUCCGAGAGGUGCAAGAGCGAAUCGCGUCAACAUCUUCAGAUGCUGGAAAGCCGAGUCUUCAAUGCCGUACAUUCUCACAACUUACUAGAGAAGCACAACCACCACAAAGUCAGAGUGCUGCUCUCGUCACUGGGCCUCGACCACAAGAUGCUGCCUACCUCAUCUACACCUCAGGCACUACUGGCAUGCCUAAAGGUAUCGCUAUCCCACACUCUGCUGCUCUUGUGUUCUCUCUCAGUGAGCGAGAAGUCCUUGAAACAAGUCCCCACGAUAUUGUCUGGAAUGGUUUCAGCCCGGCUUUCGACAUGUUUGUCGAAGAGAUGUGGGUAACCAUCGCUGGAGGAGGCCAUCUCGCUAUCGGAACUCGUGCAGAGUGCAGAGACGUGUCAGCUUUGCCCGCAGUCUGGGCAAAGCGUGGCGUCACUCUGGUCAAUGCAGUACCAACCCUGAUCGGCAUCAUGAAUAUUGCGCGAUCGGACGAUGGCGGCUCUCUUCUUCCACCAUCUGUUCGUCUGAUCAACUUGGGUGGUGAAGCCUGCCCACCUGCACUGGUGAAAAGUCUUGCAAAGCCUGGCCUUCGCAUCAUCAACACAUAUGGUCCCACCGAAACCACUGUCACCGCUACCUGGGACGAGCUACAACCCGAUGUCCCUGUCACUAUCGGUAAGCCACUGCCUGGAUAUCACGCCUGUCUACUUCCUAUCUCUGAUGACGGUUCCUCGGCUGCUCUCGAGCUUCUCGAGUGGAAAGAGGGCGUUGAAGGAGAGCUUGCCAUUGGUGGUCCUUGUGUUGGACUUGGCUAUGUUGGACGCCCCGACUUGACAUCACAAAAAUUCAUCACUCACCCUCUUGGAUCUGCUGACGGCGACAUGAUUUACCGCACUGGUGAUCGUGUACGACUGCAGGCUGACCGCAAAAUCAUCUUCCUCGGCCGCAUCGACACUCAAGUGAAGCAUCGCGGAUUUCGUAUUGAGCUCGGCGAGAUCGAAUCCCGACUCUACGACGUGCCAGACGUACAAGCUGCAGCUGUCAUCUUGGCCAAUUCUGGUUCAGAAUCUGCGCGCCUCGAGGCAUUUGUGGUUCUCAAAGAUGGAGCUGUUCGCGACACUGUCAAAAUCCACCAAAUUGCGUUCGAAAGUUUGCCAGCCUACAUGCGUCCGGAAGAAGUGUACUUCAUCGCAGCGGAUGACAUGCCCCGACUCCCUAGCGGCAAAAUCAAUGGUAAAGCUCUACAAGAUGUUUCCAAGCAUAUCAACACCGAGAGGGCGGCUGCGCGGUCAAGCGAUGAGGACAACGACAUCUCGUCAGUACCAUCCUUCGUGGAAAUGGAUGGCGUACUUGGCUUGAUGCUGGCUACUUUGUCGCCACUGUUCCCUGGAGCCCGCGUCCAGCCUGACAGCGACAUCUUUACCGACCUGGGUGGACAUUCAUUGAUUGCAGCAAUUUUGAUAUCGCGAUUACGACAGGCAAAACCUGACAAAGACGACACAAGGCCCUUUGCUUCUAUCGGACUUGCUGACAUCUACGAGCUGCGUACACCAGCCAAGAUCGCGACCCGCUUCGAGGUUGUCGAAAAGAGCAAGAAUCUUCACAUUGAUCUCGAAGAAGUUGAGUCUCUGGACAGUGAGUUCGAAGGGACCGGUUCAUGGACUGGCGACUUCUUGCCUGUAUCGCAAACAAAAUUCGUGCUCUGCGGUAUUGCCCAAAUCCUACCACUGCUGUUCAUUUUCUUCUUGCAAUCAAUCGAGAUCCUGGUUCCUUACUUGCUCUUCGACUUCCACGCAAUCGCUGGUCGGAUUGAUUAUGCUAUUCUGACAGCAUAUGCCGUCUUUGUGGUCAUUCCACCUGCCUUGAGUGUUGUAGCCAUUGCAGGCAAAUGGUUGAUACUUGGCAAGGCCCAACCUGGCGAAUACNCCCUUUAUGGAUUCUACUACUUCCGUUGGUGGUUUGCGGAUCGCUUAACCUCACUGGCAAACCCCAAGCUGAUGGCUGAUUCUGGACUUUACCCAAUCUUCUUGCGAGCCUGUGGAGCGAAAGUUGGAAAGUUCUGCCAUCUCGGUGCACUUCAGAUUGGCCCAUGUGCUGAUCUCAUUGAGAUGGGUGACGACGUCGUGAUUGGUGGUGAUGUUGUACUGGGCGCCUGUGUGAUCGAGAGAGGACGUCUGGUUCUCAAGCGGGUCAUCGUUGAGAAUGGUGCAUCUAUCGGUUCGCGUUGUGUCGUUGAAGGUGGUGCGAUCGUCAGUGAGGAAGCUGAAGUUGCAUCGCUGUCUCUGGUUCCUUCUGGUAUGAUCGUGCCCAGUUUCAAUCGCUUCCACGGAUCGCCCGCACGCUUGGAUAAGGUCAAGAAGGCCGAAGAUUCUCCUCGACCACAAGACACCAGGCCUUCCAAGGCUCGGGCGACAGCUAUGCUGCUUGGUAACUCCUUUGUCGCAUUCCUGGUCCUUCCCCUGCUCUACUUCGUGCCUCAGAUUCCAGGAUUGAUGCUCUUCGAUGUUCUUGACCUUCGUCAUGUCAGUGAAUGGUCACAAGUCGCCAUUCUCUCCCUGCCUAUCGCUUUCGCAUAUCAAAUUCUGGUCUUCUUGCAAUUGCUCAUCUAUCGUCACCUCUUCCUGGGACGCCUCAAGGAGGGUACAUACAGCACUUACAGCGUGUUUUACCUUCGCAAGUGGUUCGUGGAGAGACUGAUGGAUCUUGCCCUGGAUGUACUCCAUCCUGUAUUCGCUACACUCUACAUUGUUCCCUUCCUCAGAGCUCUUGGUACCAAGAUUGGCAAGCGCGCUGAAGUAUCGACAGCUCGUAACAUCUCGUUUGAUCUUCUCGAGAUUGGUGAAGAGAGUUUUGUUGCCGACGCCGUCAUCAUGGGUGAAGGUGUCGUCAAGGGAANNAACCAGCUGACUCUCAAGAAGACAAAGCUUGAGCCUCGUGCUUUCGCUGGCAAUGCCUCCGUGCUUCCCCAGGGAACUACGCUGGCUUCUGGUACUCUUCUCGGUGUGCUGUCCAUCGCUCCACCAGCAGACAUGCAGAUGGCAAACAACAGCUCUUGCUUCGGAUCUCCCCCAGUACUGAUGCCCAAUCGACAGCGUACCGAAGGCCACGAGGAUAAUCUUCUCUUCCGACCAUCUGCGGGGCGUAUUGCUGCGCGACUGCUCAUCGAAGGUCUCCGUAUCGUUGUGCCACGCUCAAUCAUCAUCUUCGGUCUAGGCCUCGGACUGCAACUGGCCCAUGAUGGGUACCACAAGAUUGGGGUUGUGUACACACUGCUCAUGCUACCCCUGUUCUACGUUGUGCUGUUCGCAGCACCGGCCUUGUUGUUCACCGCUUUGAUCAAGUGGAUUCUCGUUGGACAGUACAAGCCCGCCGAAUGGCCACUCUGGAGUCUGGACGUUUGGCUCAGCGAAGCCGUGACCAGUACUUGGGAAACACUUACCGAACCCCUCCUCGCAGCUCAACUGGUCGGUACACCAUACCUCGCCAUGUGUUUCCGCCUCAUGGGUGUCAAUAUUGGCUCACGGGUCACACUCCUCUCUUCCGAUAUCACCGAAUUCGACUGCGUCACUCUGGGAGACGAAUGUAUUGUCAACAAGACCUGCGGUGCCCAGACUCAUUUGUUCGAAGAUCGUGUCAUGAAAGUCGGCAAUGUGGUGCUGGGGAACAGAGCUUGUCUCAAACCAUUUUCUGUUUGUCUUCCUGGUAGUACUAUCGAAGAUGAAGGUCAGCUUGGUGGUCUGAGUUUGUUGAUGAAGGGAGAGGUAUUGCCUAGAGGGACUGCUUGGGAGGGUGCGCCUGUUGUUCCGCGAGCGAGCAGAUAG
This is a messenger RNA of Aureobasidium vineae, 4275 nucleotides long. The record is from the annotation of a GenBank genome assembly. NCBI's taxonomy places the organism in Eukaryota, Fungi, Ascomycota, Dothideomycetes, Dothideales, Saccotheciaceae.